CAAAUUUCUGACACUAGUCAGCACAGUGCAACUGCAGAACUGUCAUACAGAAGGGUAUUAGAAGAUAUUUUACUUGACAUCAGUACUGUAUUUUGAGACAUGGGCUCGGGGGAGAGUACAACCAGAAAAGUGUCUUUUGGUGUGGACGAGGAGGACAGAGUCAGGAUCCUUCGUGGAGUCAAGCUUUCAGAAGAUGUUCUUCAGAGAAUGAGAGGAGUAGCCAACAUUCCUCCAGAACGCACACCAUCACCCACCCCAACCAGUCUUCAAAAAGAGACAGGUUCUUCUCCCAGUCGCACUCCCAGCCCCCAACCCCCGCAGAGCCCACAGGCCCGAGCCCCAACCAGCACCAAAACCAGCACCAGUAAACCAACCACUAAUGCCAAGGAUGAGCAGAAGAGGUAUGAGCGCCAGCAGGCAAUAUUGAAGGAGGAGCUGACCAAGGUGGCUCGAAGAGAGAGGGAGGCAGCAAAAGAGCAAAUGACCAGAGUCCUGAGCCGAGAGAAAGAUCACACACGCCAGGAGGUUGAGAAGGCGAAACAGCUGGCUCAGCGGCUGCAGAAGAAAGAUGUAGAGCUGAAAGCGUUGGAUGCCUUCUAUAAGGAGCAGUUGGCACAGCUGGAGAAGAGGAAUAUGGAACGAUUCAAAGAAAGCAAAGAGCAGUUCCACGAAGCAGCCUCCAAGACCGAAGUAAAUGUUAGGCCUCGCAAUACAGAGCCGGUGUGUCCUGGUCUGCAGGCUCAGAUUUUAUCCUGUUAUAGGGAGAACAGAUCGGAGACCCUGCGCUGUUCAGACCUGGCCAAAGAGUACAUUCAGUGUAUCGAUGCUGCAAAGAAGAGCCUGCUGGUCAACCAUGGAUGAUCAAAGGGGAGAAGAGGGUAAAGCGACUUACUAGAUGGAUGUUUUCAGACUGGCAAGAGGACCAGCGUUUGUUGCAUUCCUGUUUUGGCCUGGAUUUGGUACAUAUAGUAGGAGCAGAGAGAGCUGAUAUGCUUUUAGCACACCUUUUUAUUGUCUUUUUUUUUUUUUUAUAUAUAUAUAUUUAAACAUGGUAUCUUCAUUUGAAGUUACACUACUAUGCCACAUAGCUACAUUCUGCAGGUAAGCUUUUUUUUUUUUUUUAAAGAAAGGAAUAAGUGUGUUUAAUUCAGGGUCCGGGUCAAUAUGCUUUCAAUUUUGUCUUUAAGGACAACAGAAUCUAUUCCUUUGAUUUGAAGUGGUAAGAUUCAUUCAAAGUCAUUCCUCCACAGACUUGAGAGAUUCAGUUCCUGUCCAAAUCUUUGCGGUUUUUCGAUGACUGAAAACAGAGUAAACCUAUUUCUCAUGAAGGCUGAAUUGACAGUGUAUCGACAUUGCCCUUGUUUUGAUCUCUGACUGAAAAAAAAAAAAAAAUCUGAUUGAGUUUUAUCGAUUUGAGUUUUAUGGUUUUGUAUUUUUUAACAACACAGGAUUGAACUCAGGUAAUCCUCGCCAACUCUUUGAUUCAUCAGAGCUGUUAUUAUUAUUAUAUGAUUUUAUUAAAACAUUCAUACGCUGGUAA
Molecule: messenger RNA, 1540 nt
Organism: Myripristis murdjan (pinecone soldierfish)
Lineage: Eukaryota; Metazoa; Chordata; Actinopteri; Holocentriformes; Holocentridae
Gene: chchd6a
Product: coiled-coil-helix-coiled-coil-helix domain containing 6a
Exons: 8
Coding region: 100-861 (253 amino acids)
Cellular component (GO): mitochondrion; MICOS complex
Source: RefSeq, a predicted model, not a curated record